AGCCUCUCAACCCUUGUUGAUCGAGAGCCAAUCGCAAGCAAUACCAGAACUCGGCGUCUCGGCUUCAAAAACGCCCUCUUUGCUCGACGGAAGGAUGAAGUCUCAAAAUACCGUGUUUGUUGGGUUUCUAGUUAGGGUCCUAACACGACCCCAGACGCGGAGAGAAGAGAUGAUCUGCAGUUCGUGUCUCUCUCCACAGAAUCCACCUUUCCCCCGCCCCCCCGCCUCCGCACAAUUUCCCCGCUUCAGCGUUGCGGAGCAAGACGGCGGCAGUUUUCGCGCUAGCAACGGACCAGACCCCCUGUCAACUUCAGGACGCCAAGUCGUAUCUUCGACCACGAUUUCCCCUUCCACACCUCCUUCCCCACGUGCGACGACAUGGGCCUUUUCCCUGCCUAGCAACGGCCUCUGCACCCGGAUACGGCAAAUUGUCCAGACCUGCACCAUCCUCACUCCAUCGAACGGUGCUCUCGAUUGGACUCGUCGGACAGCAUGCCCCAGCUCGUCGAUAGACUGGCUCAAGACAAUCCACCCCCAGAUGCGGGGAAACCUUGGCUGGCUCUGGGCCCAGAACUGGGGUCUUUUCCAAAAACUUGAACUGUGUAUCACUUCCAGCGGAACGACAAGUUAAGGAAAUGGUUUGGUGGUUGCGUGGGUACUACCGGGAUGGGCUCGUCUUGGGUGUUCUUGGCCUCUGAGGCUGGGAGGGUUCGCGGGAGAGGGGAGGAAAGACCCUGCUCGAGAAUUUGCGAUUGGACGACCGUCGACGUUUGGGCUCCUCAGUUGACAGGUUGGGGUAACAGGGAGCAGUCUGGGGAAAACGGAUGGGUACACCAAGCAGCGAGUUGAGAUGGAUGGUUUCGUUUCCCCA
Parathielavia appendiculata is the source of this 871-nucleotide messenger RNA. RefSeq lists its product as uncharacterized. The coding region runs from base 95 to 631 and encodes 178 amino acids. The transcript has a single exon. Lineage: Eukaryota; Fungi; Ascomycota; Sordariomycetes; Sordariales; Chaetomiaceae. The record is from RefSeq and is a predicted model, not a curated record.